AUUUCAAAACUAAUACAAAAUUUAAUACUGAUAAUUUUAAUUUGUAAUUUGUUGAGUUUGAUUAAAGCCAAGGAGAUAAAGGUUUCUUGCAAAAAUGAUAAAGGAGAAAAUGUAGACUGGUUUUAUCUUUACAAACUGCCUGCCCAUUAUUCAAGUGAUAAAACUGUUGAGUUUGAUAAGUCUGGCUUGAGUUAUAUGUAUUUAACUAAUGCGUCUUAUGAGGAAUGGACUUUAUCCCAGCAUAAAAUAACUGAAACAUCGUCUAUGCCAGCUUUAACCUUGGAACCCUUAAAUGCCAAUCCCCUGGUUUUAAUGCUGGCCUAUAAUGAUGAAUUUCCCAAUGGCCAGGUGAUUGCCUCGGGAGGCCAUACUAAAGGUGUUAUAGCUACUGAUGGUCUUACAGGCAUUUGGCUGGUACAUUCUGUACCUAAAUUUCCUUCCAUUCCACGAUAUGAAUAUCCCUCGACGGCUGCUCAUUAUGGACAAAGUUUUCUGUGCAUUACAUUAAAUUCAACGGAAAUGGAGAAAAUCGGUGAACAAUUGCUGUUCAAUGAACCAAAUAUUUAUUAUGAUCGAGUGCCUGUGACUUUAAGCGAUAAAUUUCCUCAUUUGGAACAAGCCAUACAAAAACAAUGGAUCCGUACAGAACCGUUUAAUAAUAUUUUGGACUUGAAGACUUUACAGGGUUCUAUAUUUAAAUCUUUUGCCAAAACCUCUCAAUUUAAUAAGGAAUUGUAUGAAGAUUUUGUGGCUCCCACUUUGGAUACUAAUCUAUUAGUGGAAACCUGGCGUAAUGGUGCUGGUAAUUUCAAUUCCAACUGCUCGCUCAAUGACAAAGUCUACAAUAUACAAGCUAUUGAAUUAAAUGAUUUAAAAAUAGAUUUCAAUACCACCCAUGAUCAUUCCAAAUGGGCGGUUUCACAAAGUGUAGGCUUGAAAUUCUGGCGCUGGCGUUUUCGUUCCACCUCUAACUGGAUUUGUGUGGGCGAUAUAAAUCGCCAACAGCAUCAGCUGCAAAGAGGUGGUGGCGUUUUGUGCCAACAGCACAAAAAGGUGGCCAAACUUUAUAGGAAAUUGAUUAAACAAUAUGAAAAUUGCUCGAAAUCUUAAAUGAAACUCUUCGUGUUUUAGUAUAGGGGUUUUCAGUUUUAUUUUUAUUAAUUUAUAAAGUAAUUUCUAAUAAUUCAUAUGCUUAACUUUACAUAUACAAUUUCUUCUUCUUUUAAAUUUGUAUUUUUCUCUUUUAAUUAAUUUAUAAUAUAAAUAUUUGUCUGCUGUAUUAGUCUUUAUUUUUUUUCCUACAUAAACUUUUUCUCAAACAAAAACAGCAAAAUUCAAAACAUUUUCUUUAAUUUCUUUUCUUUAAAUAUAAUAAAAAACUAAUUUAAUAAAUGGUUUUAAUACAAAA
Molecule: messenger RNA, 1408 nt
Organism: Calliphora vicina (urban bluebottle blowfly)
Lineage: Eukaryota; Metazoa; Arthropoda; Insecta; Diptera; Calliphoridae
Gene: DNaseII
Product: deoxyribonuclease II
Exons: 2
Coding region: 196-1110 (304 amino acids)
Biological process (GO): apoptotic DNA fragmentation
Molecular function (GO): deoxyribonuclease II activity
Source: RefSeq, a predicted model, not a curated record